This is a messenger RNA of Apis cerana (Asiatic honeybee), 1821 nucleotides long. It is a transcript of the gene Gstcd, whose product is annotated as glutathione S-transferase, C-terminal domain containing. NCBI's taxonomy places the organism in Eukaryota, Metazoa, Arthropoda, Insecta, Hymenoptera, Apidae. Gene Ontology annotation, cellular component: cytoplasm. The record is from RefSeq and is a predicted model, not a curated record.
AUGAAUGAAGCUUAUUUAGAAGUAUAUUCUUUGAAAGAAUUAUGUCUAGCCCCUAUAGAAACAAUAAUAACAUUGUUUACUGUAAAAUAUUGUGAAUCUAAAAUUAAUAUUAAGCUUGUACCAAGUAAACAAAAACUUCUUGAACGAGCAUACACUAUAGAUAUUUCCACUUUUGUAUAUGAAAUAAUAGAUUUAAAUAAAAUUCCAUAUCCUGCAAUUUCAUGUGAAUUGCCAAUUAUCGUUAUAAAUAAAGCUAGUUGCAUCGCAGGUCUUUGCGCGAUAUUACGACAAAUAAUUAAAGAUGUCGCGGCAGAAUGCCCAACACAUUAUUGUCGGAAAUUGUUAGGAUUCAAAGAUUCUUGUCUAACCGCUUGUUCAGAAGCAAGUGUUUGGACGAAAUUUUGCGAAGUAGAUUUAAUUCUGACUGUAAAAUUUUUACAUACGGAUGAUGCAAUGCAAAAUAAAUUGCCUUCCAGUAUGGCAAGAUUUGAGCGACAUUUGUCGCAACCAGUUAGAUUACACAAUCUGUAUAAAUAUAUUAUGUCUAAAAAAUAUUCAGAUGAAAAUAUAAUUUCGCAAAACGGAACACUAGAACAUACAUAUGCUGAAGGUUCAUACAUGACCUUGGCAGAUAUAAUUAUAUUUGUAUGUACUCAUAUUUUAUUAACUGUAUUUUCGAAUGAAACAGUAAUGAAAUUACUUCCAUUGACUGAUAAAUGGUACAAAAGAAUGCUUAAAAAUCAAAUUAUAUCCAAUUGUCUUGAAUGUUUGCCAUUGUUAAAAAAUCAAGAUAUAAAUAAGUUCAAUUAUACACUUCCUGAUGUAGCAAAUGAAAGUCUGCAUCAAAGAUAUAAACCAAAAAAUCGAAUUUAUACAAAGCAAGAAGAUGUGGAGCACUCGUUACGAUUAUUCAAAACCUUAAACAUACAAACUAAAUUCGAUUUGAAACCAUUUGGUGCGGAAUUAGAUCUUGAUUGGUCUUUAGUUCCAUAUGAUGCCACUCCAGAAGGUGGUUCUUUGCCACCUUCGCGUUUAGAAAAGAAGCAUGAGCAAUUACAAAAUAUGUGUAAGCCUGUUAUAAAAUUGGCAAAAAAAGGAGAUAUAAUUGUAGAUUUUUGUUCUGGUAGUGGUCAUUUAGGUAUCUUAGUUGCGCAUCUUUUGCCGUAUUGUACUAUAAUAUUAUUAGAAAAUAAGGAGAAAUCGUUGAAUAGAGCUAAAGAAAGAGUGAAUAAAUUAAAAUUAUCAAAUAUAAAAUUUUAUCAAUGUAAUUUAGACUAUUUUAAAGGUCACUUCGACAUUGGUAUGUCAUUACAUGCAUGUGGAGUCGCAACUGAUUUAGUUAUAAAACAAUGCAUCAAAGAAAAAGCUAUCUUCGUAUGUUGCCCUUGCUGUUAUGGAUCAUUGCAUAAUUGUGAUCAUUUGAAAUAUCCAAGGAGUGAUAUUUUUAGGGAUGAAAUAGAUAAGGAAAGUUAUAUAAUUCUCAGUCACGCUGCUGAUCAAACUCACGAUGAAAAAAAUAUCAAAACAAAUCAGGGAUACGAAUGUAUGACUAUUAUCGAUACUGAUAGAAAACUACAGGCUGAACAAUGUGGUUAUAGAGUGUAUCUUUCUAAAUUCAUACCGAACACAUGUACACCAAAAAAUCAUAUAUUAGUAGGUAUUCCUAAAAAAGAAAAUGUUGAAUCUGUAAGUUAAUUGUGUGUUACAUAUUUACGAUUUAUAUAUUUAUGAUAAUUUUGAAUACGAUUCGAUUUGAAACUAUUCUUGUUAUUAAAAUGAACAAUUUUCAAUAAAGAUACGUUUACUUACCUAAAAAAUAAA